Zootermopsis nevadensis is the source of this 614-nucleotide messenger RNA. RefSeq lists its product as uncharacterized. NCBI's taxonomy places the organism in Eukaryota, Metazoa, Arthropoda, Insecta, Blattodea, Termopsidae. The record is from RefSeq and is a predicted model, not a curated record. Gene Ontology annotation, molecular function: odorant binding.
CAAAAAUACUUUACGACGAUUAUACAUUAUAUAUCAAGUUGUAAACAAGUUUGCUAUAAAAUGGAGCUGAAGACAUCGUUUGUUACAUUCGUAAUAAUAUUCUGCUUGCCGAAAGUUGUUCCUCAGAGUUCAGAUUACAAUGAUGAGGAUUUCAACAUCAAGGCAAAGAACUGUCAGCAUGAAUAUGGUCUCACUGACGGAGAAUUUGAUGAAUUUAUGAAGAGACCAGAUCUCCCGAAGGAGGAGCCCGUUGAAUCGCGACGGUGUUUUGCUGAAUGCAUCUUGACUGUAGAAAACGUGAUGAAAGAUGGCAAAAUGGAUGAAGAUGCAAUUGUUAAAUUUGUAAAAGAAAGUAUCGAAAAACGUGGAGGAAAGCUUGAGGAAGAGAAGUUCAGAAACGGGAUUUCGGCAUGUAUUAAACAAAGUGGGACCGGAAAAUGCAUGAGUGGCUACAAUUCUUGGAUUUGUAUCAUGCGAUUUCUAACAGAAUAUCGGCAAUGAAAAUUCAGGCUCUCACAUCACAUCGCUUUUGUGGAGGCACGAAGAUAUUUCAAAUGUUUAUUGUGUACAUUCUGAUAAAUAAAGGACAAUAAAAUAUAUAAAAUAAAAUUUAA